Rhea pennata is the source of this 1794-nucleotide messenger RNA. It is a transcript of the gene TAF9B, whose product is annotated as TATA-box binding protein associated factor 9b. Lineage: Eukaryota; Metazoa; Chordata; Aves; Rheiformes; Rheidae. The record is from RefSeq and is a predicted model, not a curated record. Gene Ontology annotation, biological process: DNA-templated transcription initiation; RNA polymerase II preinitiation complex assembly. Gene Ontology annotation, molecular function: transcription coactivator activity; RNA polymerase II general transcription initiation factor activity; protein heterodimerization activity. The coding region runs from base 24 to 791 and encodes 255 amino acids. The transcript is spliced from 7 exons. Gene Ontology annotation, cellular component: SAGA complex; transcription factor TFIID complex.
GCCGCGACGGCAGAGCGGAAGCGAUGGAGCCGGCGAAGAUGGCGUCUCCCAAGAGCGCGCCCAAAGAUGCGCAGGUCAUGGCGCAGAUCCUGAAGGACAUGGGCAUCACGGAGUACGAGCCGCGCGUCAUCAACCAGAUGCUGGAGUUCGCCUACAGAUAUGUGACAACUAUACUAGAAGAUGCAAAGAUUUAUUCAAGCCAUGCUAAGAAAUCCAAUGUCGACGCAGAUGAUGUGAGAUUAGCGAUCCAGUGUCGGACGGACCAGUCAUUUACAUCUCCACCUCCGAGAGAUUUCUUGUUAGAUAUUGCAAGACAGAAAAAUCAAACGCCUUUGCCAUUGAUAAAGCCUUAUUCUGGACCUAGACUUCCACCUGACAGAUACUGUUUAACAGCUCCAAACUACAGACUGAAGUCCUUACAGAAGAAGGUCUCUUCCUCUGCAGGAAGAAUAACAGUCCCUCGCUUGAGUGUUGGUGCUGUAAGCAGCAGACCUAGCACACCUACUUUAGGUACACCUUCAGCACAAACAGUCUCUGUUUCAACAAAAGUUGGCACUCCAGUGUCGCUGACUGGUCAGAGGUUCACCGUACAGAUCCCAUCUUCUCAGGCAACAGUUAAAUCAGCCACACCAACAACUCCAACAGUUCAGAAUGUUCUAAUUAAUCCUUCAUUAAUUGGUCCAAAGAACAUUCUUAUUACUACAAAUAUGGUAUCAUCACAGAAUACAUCUAGUGAAUCAAAUCCCUUGAAAAGGAAGCAUGAAGAUGAUGACGACUAUGAUAAUUUGUGAAGAGACUGUCUGGUCCCCUUCCAUUCUUCAGAAAUGUGAUUCAUAUUGAGUCUGGUAGGGUAUUUGCUAAAUGUUCUUCGCAAACUCUAUGACAGCAUGUAAAUAUUUUGUUAAUAUGCAGUUGGUUAUAGAGUGAGAGAAAGAUCAUUGUCCUGUGGAAAGACUAAAAAGCAACUUAUCUUUUUCUUUGGUCUGUAACAUCUUUUAGACCUCAAUAGAAACGGUAAGAAACUAGUCACUGUUACACAGGAACACAGCCUUCAUGUCUCUUCUGUUAUCUGUAUUUCGAACAGAAGUGUUUAUGGCUUUGAAGACUGGUGAGCCAGGUGCUUUCAUAGUACUGUACCGUGCCAAGUACAAAUAAUUUUUAGAAAGCACUGGGUAAUGUAGACUCUGAUAUAGAUACUUAAUUUCAAAUCAAAUAAAAAGAGAACACAGUCCUCGGUGAGGAGGGAAACAGCCAGAGAGAGAAAAUUGGCCUUUUUUCCCCCCAAAUACAUUUACAGCUUCUAGAUUGUGUUACUUCUAUAUUCUGUUCUCCAUUUGCAGUUUUAAUAGGUGUGAAGAUUAUCACUUACAGUAGAAACACAGACAAACAGUAAAGGAUGGGUUUUCUGCAGAACACUUGCUCAGUUUUAACCUCAGUCAUAGAUUAGUGAUUUUUGUUGGUCUUCACACCUACAGCAGUAUACACAUGACCAUGCUUCAAGUUGGUGAAAGAGGUAAAAGCACAGCUAUGAUUUGUUCUUUAUUUGUUUCCAAAGAGCGUAACGGUAUCAGUCAUCAGUUCAUUAGACUUGUAGUUAUAUAUGUGUGUGUGUUCAAUAAAAUGCCAUUAACAUCAUGGUACCCAGGGGGAAUCUGACUAAGGGCAAAGGGGAAAGUACUGUUUUUCAGGAGCAAGUUGCUUUUGUUCUGUAUUAAGAGCCUAAGUAUUUGCCACUGAACCACUGAAAAACAAACUUAAGAUGUGUUCAUAUAUUAUAUAUAUUUUUAAAAAGUG